GAUUUCUUGCUAUUUUGGGGAAUGACAGCUGUAAACUAAUUAUAUUUUCAAUUUAAAUAAAAUCUAUUUAAUUGAGCUUCAUAACAUAUAUUUAGUAUAUAUUCAAAAUAUAAUUUGUCCAUAAAAACUACAUUUUUUGCCAUAUGGGAUAAUGCCCUUAUACUGAAUUGCAUUAAUGCUAUAAUCAUCAAAGUAAACAAAUAUUAUGUUACUGAAAGUAUAUUUGUGUCUGACAAGAUAAAGCUUUGUAUCAGAAAGCGAAUGAACUCCGCAGCAGACCAGAGAUUGAAUCACACUUUUACAGCAGCCUUUUAACCGCGUUUUUGUUGCUGUGCACCUGUUUAGAUGUGCACCUGGGUGUGAAACCCAAAAUUACAAGCCCACCGGCCCCCGAUUGCCAUUUGAGUUGAACCACAAUGUCUGGAUGGUGGUUAAAAUGACUAGUCAUGCUUCUGUGCCGUAAAACAAGCAGCUUUAAAUAUGGUUAAAGUCCGCGUACUAAAUCAUCCUUCAAAUCUGGCUUCUUGGCUGGUGUAUAAAAGUCAGGCAGCUAUUGUCAAGAGCUUUCAGCACUACCCAUAGCAAUUCAGCUUCAAAUCUCUCCCUAUCAUUUACUAUUUCUUAAAAAAAAAAAAAAAAGUUGCAUUUUGCCAUGACAACAGGACAGUAUUUUCUGGUCAUUUUUAUCUCCUAAAUGCACGAGGAGCUCGAGUGAACAAGAGAGAAAAUAUUUGAGGCCUCCAAAACAAGAGAACAAUCGAUCAUGCUGUCGUCCUUGGACAAACUCGUGGCCUGGAUACUGACUGGCUUCUUGGCGAUUCUCACUAUCUUCUUCAACAUGUACCUGCUUCUGAUCAACCAGAGGAACUACCGGAAGAGCACAAAGCCCCGACUGAGCCCAGCCGACUUCAUCAUCACGGCCAUCUCCCUGGCCAGCAUCUCCCUGCAGGUUCUCACGUACUUCUGGCAGACCUUGGAUGUGAUCGACACUGUGUGCCGCAUCAGCUUAGCGGGAGCCAUCCUGCUGGUGCUCAUCUUCAGCCUCAAGUUCAUCAUCUUCUGGAGCACGGCGUUCCUGACCUUCUACUACGGUAAUAAACUGGUGGUUGAGCCCGUCCACUGCUUCACACGCAUCCAGGAGGCCAUCAUCAAAAACGUCCACAUGGUCCUGGCGGUGAUCGUCGUGAGCGGCUUUGCCAAUUGUGUGCCAUUGCUGAGCGUGUUGACCUACAACACCACCACCACCACCACCACCAGCGGACUGAGCGAUUGUGGGUCCAUCAUGCCCACCGACACGACCGGACUCGCCUACAUCUUCUACUACGUGAUCAUCUCUGACAUCGUUCCAGGAAUCAUAAUGGUCAAAUGCAGCAUUUCCAUCUCCUACUACCUGGCCAAACAUCUUCUGGACAUGAAGGCCAGUAGCAACAGCGCCCAUGGGCCCAAGCUCGGCACGCAGAUCCGGGUCAUCAAGAUGACUCUCAGUUUAGUGGUCGUGUAUGUGGUCUUUCUGAUCGUGGACAUCGUCACGCAGAUAACGGUGGUGCUGAUGAGGCAGAACACACUGGCCCUGACCGUUCUCUUCGCUAGCAUCUACACCACAGUCAGCGCGUUCGUGCUGGUCUAUGGGAAGAAAAGCUACUGGAAGGAACUGAUUGCAACGUAUAACCUCUUUUUAGACGAGUACCCCUGUUUGAGCAGCAUGAAGGUGGAAGAGGUCAAAACAGAACCGCAUGAGAACAGCAAUGGGCACUAAGCUUGAUAGAAAUGAUAUAGUUGUGUAGCUUCUUGCUAUUUUUCCUGAAAAAGAUCCUUUGAGAAGUCUUCGAAAUCUUCACUGCGUACAGAGAAGCAGAUCUUAAAAUGAUCUGCACAAAACAAAAAAGAGAUUUUAAUUCUUUUAUUAAACAAAUAAAAUAAAAAAAUUCAUUUUACAACUCCCCUAGAGUUAAACAGUUGAGUUGUACCGUUUUCGAAUCGAUAACUAUAGAAGAGUCAAGUUUUAAAUAGGAAAAAUAUUGAAACUUAGGUCAUUUUUGAGCGAGAUGCUAUCGGUCUAAUCAGAUUCAAUGAUCUAUGCUAAGCUAAGAUAAAAGUCCUACCGCCAGACCCGGAGAUCGGAUGAAUGGAUUAGAAAACGGUAAAACUCAACUUUUUAACUCUAGGGGAGUUGGAAAAUGAGCCUAUUUUCAAAAAUAGUGGCAUGUUCCUUUAAAUGUGGCUAAAAUAUUUAAAUACUUAUAGGCUAUAAUAAUCUCAUUCUACACAUUUAUAGAAAUGAUAUAGUUAGCUAGAAGCUUCUUGCUGUUUCUUGUUCAUACAAGUUUACACUUCUUUUCAUCUGAGAUGAACAGUGCGAUUUUCUAACUCAUACUCAUAGGUCUGAGCAUUAGAUGCUAUUGCAGAUUGUGUUAUGAAAGUUUGCACAAUCAUUCUGCUCUACCAGUCCUUGAAGAUUCAUGAUUCAACUUGUCAAUGGUUGACAUGA
Carassius gibelio (silver crucian carp) is the source of this 2488-nucleotide messenger RNA. RefSeq lists its product as uncharacterized. Gene Ontology annotation, biological process: sensory perception of taste; G protein-coupled receptor signaling pathway. Gene Ontology annotation, cellular component: membrane. The transcript has 2 exons. The record is from RefSeq and is a predicted model, not a curated record. The coding region runs from base 764 to 1756 and encodes 330 amino acids. Gene Ontology annotation, molecular function: G protein-coupled receptor activity. NCBI's taxonomy places the organism in Eukaryota, Metazoa, Chordata, Actinopteri, Cypriniformes, Cyprinidae.